UUUGAAAAGUCAACUUGACCACCAUGAGCCCAAGAAGUUCUUCGGCAUCUUAUGGGAUCCGUAGCUUUGCCACCUUGCUCGUAUGCCGCUAUAGAGUUAGCUCGGAGAGCGGCCACCACCAUGUCGGUGGUAGCAAUAGGCUACCCAAGUUCAGGUAUGGCAUUGGCAGCUCAACGCACCAAGGGCUAAGCAUUUACAGUGGCAGUUCAAUGAAAAGGCCCGAGUCUAAAAUUAGAGAACAGGAACAUACCUUAAAGGUUCAACCAUCCGAUCCACCUCCUCCAAGGCCGAGCAUCUUUUCUUGGGUAAAAUGGGUUUUGGGCUCUAUGUUGCCCUUACUGUUCUCAUUUUGGAAGCAAAAAUGGGACAAUAUGCUAAAGCUAGAAGGUAAGGUGGAAGAGGUUGUUAAAGAGGCCGAGGAAGUGGCCGAGGUGGUAGAAAAGGUUGCAUCUACAACAGAAAAAUUAUCCGCAGAGGUCGCAGAGAAGCUACAAAAAGGUCAAAUGAAAGAAAUUGCUCUGGAGGUAGAACACGUAUCUAGUGUCGCUGCUAAGGAUGCCCAAAUGACCCAAGAUUUCAUCCACAAGGUUGGUGAUCUGAAGCAAGACUUGAAAAACUUGGAGACUAUGGUAGAGCCUGUCAUCGACAAGAUAGAACAUAGAAAAUAGAUGGUGAACAAAGGAUUACAGGACGUUUUUUACAACACUUGUUUAAAGUAUUCACAUGCAAAUUUAAUAUAUGUAAGUUCAGUUAGCACUUAUUA
This is a messenger RNA of Cynara cardunculus var. scolymus (artichoke), 763 nucleotides long. RefSeq lists its product as uncharacterized. NCBI's taxonomy places the organism in Eukaryota, Viridiplantae, Streptophyta, Magnoliopsida, Asterales, Asteraceae. The transcript has 5 exons. Bases 24 to 668 code for a protein of 214 amino acids. The record is from RefSeq and is a predicted model, not a curated record.